This is a messenger RNA of Poeciliopsis prolifica (blackstripe livebearer), 5528 nucleotides long. Its product is annotated as adhesion G protein-coupled receptor F5-like. Gene Ontology annotation, biological process: G protein-coupled receptor signaling pathway; cell surface receptor signaling pathway. Gene Ontology annotation, molecular function: G protein-coupled receptor activity. Gene Ontology annotation, cellular component: membrane. The record is from RefSeq and is a predicted model, not a curated record. NCBI's taxonomy places the organism in Eukaryota, Metazoa, Chordata, Actinopteri, Cyprinodontiformes, Poeciliidae.
AAAAGAAACUUCAACUUCCAGUUUCACUUUAUGGUUCUGGAUUUUCUAGAGCCACAUGGUGAACACUUUCUUUCUCACACACGGGAGAAAAGAGAUGUGCUUUCAGACCCCAAGAUUUACUCAGCAAACAUUUUACUAAAUGCAUCAAAUGUGGAAACCUUUGAGCAGCUGCUGUCAACCCUGAACGUCACCAGUUAUCCUCUCCAGCUGGAUAACACCACAGAGAUCCAAAAUAUCACUGUUACCACAGUGUGUGUCUCCACUGAAACUGGUUUCCGGUGUGAGUGUGAAGAGCAGUUUGCCUGGCCGUACAGAACCUGCAUCACAUAUGGAGCUUGUGAUUCCGUAUCCAGCGGCGUCUGUAAAUGCAUCUCAGCGAUCCCAGCUGACGGCUCUUCCUGUCAGCUGAUCUCAGAGCUGCUUGUUCAGUCUCAGUAUGAGGUUGAAGUGGAGCUAAAUCUAACAGAUGUUGAAACAGUGGAAUUUCUCAGGAGCCUUCUGAACAAUGGCAGCUUCUUUACCUUGAACCCCACAGUGAAUGUCACACAAAUGAACCUCACCACAGCCUGCUCUCCAGUCAGUGGUGAUUACCAGUGCAGGUGUGAGGAUCAGUAUCGUUGGCCAUGUGACCAAUGUGUAACAUAUGGAUCAUGUGACAACAUCACUGGUGACACAUGUGGAUGCAUCAGUGGCAUUCCUGCUGAUGGACAGUACUGCCAGGCUGAGGAUCAAUACAACUUUACAGCCUGUCCUCCAACAACAGCAAUUACUCUAACACAUACAAUUGCAGCCUCCACGGCACCAGCAGUCAUCCGUCAAUUCAUUGUUUCUGUUGAGCUGACAACCACAGAUGUUGGAGUUGUAGAGCAGCUGAGAAACAUCAGUUUCCCCCUCAGCCUCAGUGAAGGCAUCCAGCUCUCCACCAUGAACAUUUCUACAGUGUGUUCCCCGUAUAAUACCAGCUACCAGUGCAGAUGUGAGGAUCAGUAUGGCUGGCCUUGUGACAUGUGCUCCACUUAUGGCCAAUGCAACAAAGUUCUGGACAGUACCUGUGGAUGCAUCAAUGCGCUUCUUCCAAAUGAUACUUACUGCCAGCCACUGUCAGAUCUCGAUGUUUGUCCAACACCAACUCCUAGCGCUUCACGAGUUGUUUAUCAAUUCCUGAUUUCCCUUGAGUUGAAAACCACAUAUGUUAGAGCUGCAGAAGAGCUGAGAAACAUCAACUACACCAUCGGCUCCAUCAAUUUAGUGCAGAUCACUGACGUUUACAUCUCUACAGUGUGCUCCCCUCACAAUACCAGCUACCAGUGCAGAUGUGAGGAUCAGUAUCGUUGGCCAUGUGACCAAUGUGUAACAUAUGGAUCAUGUGACAACAUCACUGGUGACACAUGUGGAUGCAUCAGUGGCAUUCCUGCUGAUGGACAGUACUGCCAGGCUGAGGAUCAAUACAGAAAUUAUGAAUGCUCACUGCAAGGAGACUCUAUGACUUUCAUCCAAGAAAGAAAUGUGGGAACAAAUGAGAUCAAAUCAGCUCCUAACGUGCGAGUCCAGCAAACCAUGUUGGCGAAAUGCAAGGAGGGACAAAAUCAACCAGUAGACUGCUGUGUGCAGUCUCCUUAUACUAUCAAGUGGUAUGAUGGUUCAAAGCUUUUAACUUCUGGGUCAGACUGCAUCAAGUAUGAAUAUCCAAUGAAAAGCUGCAGCGUACAACAAACAAAAACAUUCACAUGUAAAGUUACUGAAGACGAGACGUAUAGCGCAACAACAACCCUGACCAUUUUUACAGAUCCUAUUGUGUGUGACAAUGAGGAGUAUGGGUCUGGACGAACCGGUGACAAAGCAAACGCAAUGUGCCCUGUUGGCUUGGAGGGGUACAAGACUGCCGAGUGUCAGAAAUCAGGAGAAUGGAAACUUGUGGAGGACACCUGCAUUGUAACCAAGAUCAAUGAAUUACUUAUUGAGUCAGUGGAUCUGAAGGAAGAAGAGAUUCAGGUAUUUUCAACAAAUCUAAGUAAGGUUGUCAAAGAAGAGGAGGAGAAAAUCUCAAAAUCUUCAGCAACAAUAUCAGCUGUGGUUAACCUAUUAAAGACAAUUGCAGAUGUUUCAAAAGAGGUUACUAAAGAUGUUAUGAAGAAUGUGCUAGAUACUGUCGAUGUCCUUGUUAGUGACGGAGCAAAAGACUCCUGGAACUUUCUGAACUCAAACGAAACCCAAAAUUCAAGCUCAGCACUUCUUGGUUCAAUGGAGACAAUCUCUAACAAACUGAAUGGAAAUUUUACUUUAAGUACUCAACGGAUCCAGAUGGGCAGGUCCAAGUUCAGUAACUCUUUCAGUGAAGAAUUGACCUCCAAUGUGUCCAUAACUCUUCCAAAUACAGGCCUCAGUGACGUCUUUAUAACCACUAUUGUAUUCUCCACCCUCCACAACGUUAUGCCGUCUCGGAAUUCUUCGUUUAACCUUACUGUGUCCAACACCACCAGCAAUGAAACUAUACCUGACAAUGUCAUCAAUGGUGCUGUUCUGCUUGUCAAAGUAAAUGAAGUGAUUAACAAUGUCACUCUGAGCUAUCAAAAGCUCAAUACCACUCUGGAACUGAACCCUCAGUGCGUUUUCUGGAAUUUUACUCUCUUUGAUAAUCUUGGCGCAUGGGAUGACCAGGGCUGUGAGUUUGUUUCUGAUAUAAACGACACUGUAACCUGCACCUGCAACCAUCUCACAUCGUUCUCAAUUCUUAUGUCAACUGACAUCCCUGAAGAACUAAGACUAUUACUGGACAUAAUGACAUAUAUCGGUGUUGGAAUAUCAAUGAUCAGCUUAAUUAUUUGUCUCAUCAUUGAAGGAAUCGUAUGGCGACCCCUUACUAAAAGCACUGCCUUUAUGCGCCAUGUUGCCAUUGUUAACACAGCCCUGUCCUUGCUGAUUGCUGACAUCUGUUUCAUCAUUGGGGCCGCCAUUGCAAAGAACCCCAAAGAAAACCCAGGCGAGGACUACAAAGUUCCAGUUGGACCAUGCAGUGCAGCAACCUUCAUGCACUUUUUCUAUCUCGCCAUGUUCUUUUGGAUGUUUGUUUCAAGCCUGCUGCUCUUGUACCGGUCAGUCAUGGUCUUCUCCCAAAUGUCCAAAUGGACGAUGUUCGCCAUUGGCUUGACUGUUGGAUACGUUUGCCCUCUGAUAAUAGCUGUUACUACAGUUGCUGCCACUGCACCUGGGGGUGGAUAUGUAAGGGAAGAUCAAGCUUGUUGGCUAAACUGGACAAAGACCAAGGCUCUCCUGGCCUUAGUGAUCCCUGCCUUGGCAAUAGUUGUGUUCAAUAUUUUGGUCAUUCUGGUGGUUUUGUACAAGAUGCUCAGAAGACGAAGCACUGGAAACCAAGCCCAGGCAGAUGAGAAAAAUGCCCUGCUUGUCAUUCUAAGAUGUGUGGCUAUAUUGACUCCAUUAUUCGGACUGACCUGGUGUUUGGGAAUUGGAACCAUGGUGGACCCAACAAAUGGAGGGAUCCAUGUUGCCUUUGCUUUCUUCAACUCCUUACAGGGCUUCUUCAUUUUAGUGUUUGGGACGUUAUUCGAUGCCAAGAUCCGCUCUCUUGUUUUGCGACAAGUACCUGCAUUAAGCACUACUUCUAAUCGCACAAAGAGCACUACUAGUGCAGGAAGUUCUUCCAGUCGUGCAGAAAAUGUCAUGAACCGAAUUUUUCGGAGAAGGGGAGUGUACCAUGUUUCACAAGUUCCAAACACAAGCAGCAACACUGACUCGUCACAGUCGUACAGCAGCAUCUAAAUCAGUUCAAGACAUGUCUGCAGAUUUAUGCACAAAAUUCCUCAUUUUUUUGUUGUCAAUUUAUUUAUAAAUGUUGCCUUUUUAAAGAUAGGAAAUGGUGGUGAUGCAUAAAUAGUCCAGCAUCACCACCAUUCCACAAACUUAUGAAGGAAGCUGAAAUAGUAUUUUAACACAGUGGCACAUCUCUUGUUUGUACUACUUGACACUUUACUGCUGAUUCUGUCUUGAUAUUGUGAAGACAGUCAGAAUGUAUAGGACUUUUUACAACGCAAUGCAAAGAGCUAAAGAAGAAAAUAAUUUCCUCCCCCCUGAACUCUUCUGCUAAUGUUACGCAAGAUUAUUUCAAUCAGGAGAGACUCAGAUGAGAAUGAAAGCGAUUAGAAAAGUUAAGUAAGUCUUUGGCGCUCGGGCCCCGGCUAAGGACAUCGAGCUGACGCGAUAAGCUCGGAUGAGCAUUCCGGAUGCUGAUAGGAAUGACAUCCCCCCGGGACCCGGCCUGGUGGUGGAGGUCAGUGAAUGAGUAUGCCUGGGAGCCUGGACGGUGGAGGUGGGUUGAGCGCAGACUCGGGAGCGUCUGAUGGGGAAGGAAGGGCCGAGGACGCGGCUAAGCAGCUGUACGCAAGGAAUCACGAAGAAAGGGAUCCGCUGGGAUGGCUUGCUGGGAAGCUGGGGCGUGCGAAUGAACGUGUUGAGCGCAGCAGCGAAACGGGAGGCACUUUGGAUGGACGUCCUUAUGAACUGGGGCGUGGUCGGUGAUUGGCUGCGACAUGGCUAGGUCUAGAGAUGAUAGGUCGUCAGUGAUUAGCGGGACGCACCUACUGAAACCUGCGGGUGGAGCUAAAGAGUCUUCCAGAUUGAAUUUACGCCUAGGCUCCAUUUCAUAGAUGGUUGAAAUAUGCUGACAUAAAAACAGUCAUAUUAGGAAAUGCACUUAAAAUUAAAGCAAAGAUACAAUGGUGCCGCUUUGGAAAAUGGAGUGAAAGUAUUUUUUAAAAAUAUUGAAGGCGAAUUCAAAAAUGUCAAUCUCUACAGAAAUUCACGUAAAAUAUGGAUAUUCAAAGAUGUGGACAUGAGAUGAGUUGAAGAUGAUUUACUAUAAUUUACAAUUGUUUGACUUGGGUGAUAAUUAAUAACAUUUGAUCAGAAAAGCUGCAGAUUCGAGAAGAUUGAAAAUAAAGCAAUGAGAGUUAUUGAACCAAGAAAACUUGUUUCCUUUUUUCUCCCACUGAAUACACGCAGUAUGACCUGCUGGGCAGUUGUAUCAAAUGGUUGGGGUAAAUAAAGUUACUGUUCUUGUUUUCAGUUGGAUCAGGGUAUUUACCGCAACCUCUUUUUAAAAAAAUGAAAACUAUAUAUCACCUUUUCCUGUAAUGUUUAAAGGUAUAAUUAACUUGCAGAGGAACUUUUCUCAUAAUAUGUAAACAUGUACUAAUGAAAAUUUGUUAUAGUUGCAUUUGCUUAAUAUUGUAUAUUUUUCGUGGAAUCAUAAAUUACACACUUUGAUACAACACAAAGGGCAAAAUGAACCGUUUAUAUUUAAGUGUUGUCUGUCAUGUCACACAGAAAUGCUUCUUUAAAGCUGAUAUUUCUGUUAGAACUAAAUAAAUGUAGGUGCUUUGAUUGCAUCAACACAAAGUUAUUCACUUAUUUUAAGCUUUUGAAUGAAAGUGACCAAGUUUUACAGACAUUCAUCCUCAGGUUGUUUCCACUGAGGAUGAAUAUUUUCUAUGAUUAUUUCUUUCCAGUUUUGG